Molecule: messenger RNA, 2967 nt
Organism: Microthlaspi erraticum
Lineage: Eukaryota; Viridiplantae; Streptophyta; Magnoliopsida; Brassicales; Brassicaceae
Source: the annotation of a GenBank genome assembly
AUGCGAAAGCUCUUCAUGCAGAUGAAUAAUUAUGCAGUAAAAGCGCUUGGUGAGAUAGCUAAUACACUUGGUAUCAAGAAUUUGAACCUACGCUAUGGAGACCCUUGCCAAUUAGAAAGUCUAAAGAUUGAUGAUGAUCAGAAUCCGGAUAGUACGAACAGCAUUACUUGUGAUUGUAGCUUCAACAACAAACGCACAUGCCAUAUUACAGAAUUGAAACUCAAGACCCUCAGUCUUCCGGGAAAACUUCCACCUGAGUUGGUCAAACUUCGGUAUCUGCAAACGAUAGACUUUUGUCGAAAUGACCUUUCCGGAACAAUCCCAGUGGAGUGGGCUUCAUUGCCAUACUUCACUUCCAUAUCUGUCUGCGCGAAUCGUUUGUCUGGUCCUUUACCAGCUUGGUUGCAACAGUUCAAGAAUCUGACAUUCUUAGGGGUUGAAGCAAACCAGUUCUCUGGUCCGAUUCCUGAUGAGCUUGGUAACUUGACCAGCCUAACAAAAUUGCAUCUUGCAUCCAAUCAGUUUAAUGGAAGCUUGCCUGCCACUCUCGCUAGACUGGUGAGCCUUAAGGAUUUUAGGGUAAGUGACAAUAACUUCAGUGGUACCAUCCCAGCAUAUAUUGGCAAUUGGUCUGGGCUUCAAAGGCUACACAUUCAAGCAAGUGGACUGAAAGGGCCUAUUCCGGAUGCAGUGACCCGCCUAGAAAAUCUUGCUGAACUGAGAAUUAGUGAUACGACCGGGAUAAACUCCUUUCCGAUCCUAACCAGCAAAGCAAUUGGCACCCUGACUUUGAGGAAUGUGAAUUUGUCUGGUCCAAUUCCUCCGUACAUAUGGACUUUGACACAGCUCAAAACUCUUGAUUUAUCUUUUAACACGUUGAGUGGUGAAGUUCAAGCACUAGAAAAAGCACCCGCAUAUACCUAUUUGACUGGCAACAUGCUUUCUGGAAACUUUGGAUCUGGUCUUUCCAUCGACGAAAAAACUAAUAUUGAUCUCUCUUAUAACAAUUUCUCAUGGGCAUCAACCUGCAAGGACAAGAGUAACAUUAACACAUACCGGAGCUCAUAUUUGAAGAACAAUUUAACUGGACUUCUACCGUGCGCUGGUCUAACAAAAUGCAAGAGAUAUCAACGCUCACUACAUAUAAAUUGUGGUGGAGAAAGUGUAACUAUUACAAACGCUUUGGGUAAAAUCACUUAUCAAGCUGAUAAAAGUGAAACCAAAGCCGCGACGAAUCAACACUUUGAAAACUGGGGAAUCAGUAACACAGGUGUUUCGUCGAAUGACAUAUACACCAUUUCAACUAGUUUAACAUUACCUGGAGGUUCUCCUGAUAUUUAUAAGACUGCACGUCGAUCUGCUAUCUCUCUUGUUUACUAUGCAUUUUGCUUGAAAAAUGGAGGCUACAAUGUGAGACUUCAUUUUAUGGAGAUCCAGUUUUCAGACGAAGAACCAUACAGUCGUCUCGGCAGGCGCAUAUUUGACGUCUAUGUUCAGGGAGAAUUGUUCUUGAGGGAUUUUAACAUCAAAGAGGAGGCUAAUGGGACUCUAAAGCCUGUUGUGAAAGAAGCGGUUGCGAAUGUUACCGACAAUGUGUUAGAGAUUCGAUUGUAUUGGGCAGGGAAAGGGACAAUCCUCAUUCCUGCGAGAGGAAGUUAUGGUCCUCUUAUCUCUGCAAUCUCCUUGUGUCACACCAGCCAAGGGCCACAAUGUGGAGUGGAGAAACCAAAACGUCACACUAAGUACGCAUUAAUUUUUGGUGUUACGGGUGCCUUUGUAGCAAUUACUCUCUUGGCUUUGGGAUUAUAUGCUCAGAGAAAACGCAUACGACACAAGAACACGACAGAAAGAGAUCUGAGAGCCCAGGGUCUGCAAACAGUUUGCUUUACUUGGAGGCAACUGCAAACUGCAACGAACAAUUUUGAUCAAGCUAACAAGCUUGGAGAAGGAGGUUUUGGCUCCGUGUUCAAAGGAGAGCUUUCGGAUGGAACUAUCAUAGCAGUGAAGCAGCUUUCUUCCAGGUCGUGUCAAGGAAACCGAGAAUUUGUGAAUGAGAUAGGAAUGAUCUCAGGUCUUAAUCAUCCAAAUCUUGUCAAACUUUAUGGAUGUUGCGUCGAGAAGAAUCAAUUGCUGCUUGUCUAUGAGUACAUGGAAAAUAACUCCCUUGCUCUUGCCCUGUAUGGAAAUGGCUCCCGGAAACUGGACUGGGAAACGAGACACAAAAUAUGUGUUGGAAUCGCAAGAGGGCUUGUAUUCCUUCACGAAGGAUCGAUAAUCAGAAUGGUUCACCGUGACAUAAAAACCACAAAUGUGCUUCUAGACGCCGACCUAAAUGCAAAGAUAUCUGACUUUGGAUUGGCUAGGCUCCAUGAAGCAGAACACACUCACAUUAGCACAAAAAUCGCAGGAACCAUCGGAUAUAUGGCUCCCGAAUAUGCAUUAUGGGGUCAUUUGACUGAGAAAGCAGACGUGUACAGCUUCGGUGUUGUGGCUAUGGAAAUUGUUAGUGGGAAGAGUAAUAUUAAACCCAAGCAAAAUGGUGAUCAAGUCUCGCUUAUCAAUUGGGCGCUGACGCUGCAACAAACAGGGGACAUAUUGGAGAUCAUAGAUCCAAAGCUAGAAGGUGAUUUCAACAGAGAAGAAGCAGUAAGGAUGAUCAAAGUUGCUCUCCUUUGCACACAUUCAUCUCCUUCCUUAAGGCCAACAAUGUCAGAGGCUUUGCAAAUGCUCAAGGGAGAGAUGGAACUAACAGAGGUUGUGUCAGAUCCUGGUCUAUAUGGACACAACUGGAAUAUCUCAAAGCUGAGGGAGAUUGAUACACAUGGAAGCUCGAGCACGUCUGGUGUUACAGAUCAAACGGUAGCAACGGCAAUGAAGUCCUCUGUUUCUGGCUCUGAUCUCUACCCACUAUACCCAGAAUCCGUUAUCCUAAACUCCCCGCCAGAGUUUCCUUCAUCGUCACGGUAA